AUGGUGAAUUAUAUAUUGAUCUAUAAUUUAUUAAAGUUGUUUACAAAGAAGGAUUUUGAAAUAUUUAAAUACCGAAAAACUGUAAUUAUAAAAAUGUGUGGACUUUCUGGUUAUCAUGCUAUGAUAGUAUCGAAGUACUUUGAGACUAUCAAAGACUUUAUAAACUUGGAGUUUGUAUGCAAGAAGUUUAGUGGUAAUAUGGGAAAGUUUCAUUUUAAUCCGUUUUCGUUGAAUUCCAAAACACUUGGAUACUUUCCAAACAUCGAGACACUUCACUUGUGGAAUAAAAAAGAUGAAAAUUUUGGCAAUGAAUUUAUGACCAACACAGAAGAAAAUGAAGACAAUGGAGAUAUAACCAUUUUAAAGAAAAAGUUCUUUCGAAUUAUUGUGUGGUUCAGUGUUGAUUUUGGAACGGUUGACAGAAACAAAAGUCGAAACAUCCAGUUUAAAAAUGUCACUUACACUGAAAAUGAUAGAAAUAAAUAUGGUUAUAUCAUACCAUUGAGCGUAACAUUUAUUGAUGGUAAUUGUUUUGAUGGAUGCAGUAGUUUAACUAGUGUUACAAUACCAUCAAGCGUGACAUCAAUUGGUGAUAAUUGUUUCUUUGGAUGCAACAGUCUCAGCAGUAUUACAAUACCACCAUGUGUCACAUCAAUUGGUGAUGGUUGUUUCUGUGAAUGUAGUAGUUUGAGCAGUGUUACAAUUCCACUAGGUGUCACAUCAAUUGGUGAUUAUUGUUUUGAUGGAUGCAGUAGUUUAACUAGUGUUAACAUAUCAUCAAACGUAAAAUCAAUUGGUAGAUGUUGUUUCUGUAAAUGUAUUAGUUUGAGCAGUGUUACAAUUCCAUCUAGUGUUAACUCAUUUGGUGAUUAUUGUUUUUGUGAAUGUAGUAGUUUGAGCAGCGUUACAAUACCAUCGACUGUCACAUCAAUUGGUGAUGGUUGUUUCUGUGAAUGUUGUAGUUUGAGCAGUGUUACAAUUCCACUAGGUGUCACAUCAAUUGGUGAUGGUUGUUUCUGUGAAUGUAGUAGUUUGAGCAGUGUUACAAUUCCAUCUAGUGUUAACUCAUUUGGUGAUUAUUGUUUUUGUGAAUGUAGUAGUUUGAGCAGCGUUACAAUACCAUCGACUGUCACAUCAAUUGGUGAUAAUUGUUUUGAUGGAUGCAGUAGUUUAACUAGUGUUAACAUACCAUCAAACGUAAAAUCAAUUGGUAGAUGUUGUUUUUCAUCAAACACAGUAGUUCAUUAA
Entamoeba invadens IP1 is the source of this 1248-nucleotide messenger RNA. RefSeq lists its product as hypothetical. The transcript has a single exon. The record is from RefSeq and is a predicted model, not a curated record. The coding region runs from base 1 to 1248 and encodes 415 amino acids. NCBI's taxonomy places the organism in Eukaryota, Evosea, Mastigamoebida, Endamoebidae.